AUGAGUAUAGCUGCAUAUGCGUAUGAAGCUGACAGAGCUAAACGUUUAUAUUUUGGUCAAUACUCUCUCACACUUACUGACAAAUAUAUUGUUAUCACUGAUGGAAAUACUGAGAAAUACAUAACAUGGAAGGACUAUGAAAAGUUUGACCCUAUUUUAACUCCAUGUACUAUGCCGUUUAUAAAGGACGGUGAAAUUAUUGAAAAAGAUAAUACAACCGUAUAUAGGUCUGUUUAUGAAGCAUUAGAAUAUAUGUUGAAUCAUAACCCAAAAAGAUUUGACCCAAGCACUACACCAUGUGCAAUGCCUUUUAUUAAGGACGGUGAAAUCGUAAGAGUUUCGGAUUCAACGGUUUACACAGCUGUUCAAAACAGUUUACAAAACAUUUUAGCGAAUAUCUUUAUUUCAGAAACUACAGAAAUAAAAUUACCAUAUAUAACAGAUGCUAAAGAAAUUAAAUCAAAAACGACAACAUUAUUUACGUCACUUAAUGAUUUAAUGACUUAUAUCAUUAAUAUUCCUGCACCAACUACAGCAUUUGAUCCAAACUCGACGGUUUGCAGUGUACCUUUCAUAAAUGACAGUUCAUUAAUUACUUUAAGGGAUUCGACAGUAAAUGAAUCAUUAAAGGCGUCAUUAAUGAAAAUCAUUGAUUUUAAUUCAUUCACGAAUACAUAUAAUUCAUUCAUUAAUGUUUCAUAUGCUUCUAAAGAAGGUGAGCCAAAAACUAUUGAUAAAGCGGUGUAUGAAAUAAAAGCAUCAACGACGAAAUUGAAUUCGUUAACUUUUGACGGUGAUAGUUUCGUUAAUGACAUAACAUCGGGGAAAACAAUUUUAACGAAAGAAUACUUAAAAUCUCAUGUUAGUGAGUUCAUUGAAAUUGAAAAAGGAGGUGGAAUUAAGUUCGAUCCACUGAAUUUCAUUUUCAGCUUAGCGAAUGCGGGUGUUAGUUUCGCUGAAUGGACAACUAUACAGAGUGAAAUAAAUGCAAUAUGGACGUUUUUGGGGUCAAAAGCGGGAAUGGGUGAGCUUGUAA
Trichomonas vaginalis G3 is the source of this 1036-nucleotide messenger RNA. RefSeq names its product organellar and viral DNA polymerase type B. NCBI's taxonomy places the organism in Eukaryota, Parabasalia, Trichomonadida, Trichomonadidae. The record is from RefSeq and is a predicted model, not a curated record. The transcript has a single exon. The annotation marks the transcript as partial.